CCCCGCCUUGCUGCCGUUUGCCAGUGAGGUCCUUCCCAGGAAGCUAAAGCCGGUUUGGGGUGAGGUUGAGGCUCAUUUCAGCCGGCGGCAAGCAACGCACCCAGGCAGCCCUGGAAAUGGCCUCCGUCUCCGAGCUCGCCUGCAUCUACUCGGCCCUCAUCCUGCACGACGAUGAGGUCACGGUCACGGAGGAUAAAAUCAAUGCCCUCAUUAAAGCAGCAGGUGUAUAUGUUGAACCUUUCUGGCCUGGUCUCUUUGCAAAGGCACUGGCUAACAUUGACAUAGGAAGUCUCAUCUGCAAUGUAGGAGUUGGUGGAGCUUCCCCGGCAACUGGUGCUGCUCCUGCUGGGGGUGCUACCCCUGCUGCUAGUGCUGCCCCUGCUGAAGAAAAGAAAGAGGAAGUUAAGAAAGAAGAAUCAGAGGAAUCAGAUGAUGACAUGGGCUUUGGCCUAUUUGACUAACUAUCUCUUGUAACACAGCAAAUAAAUAAUUGAACCUUG
Molecule: messenger RNA, 500 nt
Organism: Gracilinanus agilis (Agile Gracile Mouse Opossum)
Lineage: Eukaryota; Metazoa; Chordata; Mammalia; Didelphimorphia; Didelphidae
Product: 60S acidic ribosomal protein P1
Exons: 4
Coding region: 117-461 (114 amino acids)
Biological process (GO): translational elongation; cytoplasmic translation
Cellular component (GO): cytosolic large ribosomal subunit; ribosome
Molecular function (GO): ribonucleoprotein complex binding; protein kinase activator activity; structural constituent of ribosome
Source: RefSeq, a predicted model, not a curated record